CUUUCCUCACACUUCACAAGGCACUCUCGUCGUAUGAAGGCGACUGGUUUGGAAAAAAAGUAUACUGGAAAGAGUUCAUCUUCUCAGACUUCUAAAAUUGUUGCCAAGCGGAACAAGGAAAACUUGAAUUACUGGAUUAUUCGUGCUCUGUCUUGGACUGCUCAGUUCGGCGGUCCUUCUGGACCCGAGUGUGUGUGAAUCACUUCCCUUCACAGCUGCUUGUACUUGGUUUAAUUCGUGCGUCGCUGCCUCUCCUCGCGGCUCGUCUUGCAGGUGCGGAGACACGGAGCGCGUGGACAGAUGGCUGCGCUGACUAUACAGAGGACUGACAACUUCUUGCAUACCUUUUUGCAGGACCGCACUCCCAGCUCCUCUCCAGAGGGAGCCCCCAACGCUCUGUCAUUCCUGGCUACCACCUGCAGCCAGGCCUGGCAGGUGGGUGGCACUGUGGCCUCAGAGAGUGCCCAGUUCCCCUACGAGGGGGCGGUGAGCUCCACCACAGGGAUGUUCCAACUCUGGAGCAACGAGGUGGCCCCCAGCGCCGGCCUGGCCUCCCACCAGAUGACCUUCACCGUGCCCAAGGUCCAGUUCCCUGGCAACAUGCAGCCUGGCCUGGGCCCUCACCCCCACCUCCAUCACCACCAUCACCACCACCACCACGAGCUGCCUCUUACUCCUCCAGCUGAGCCCCCGUCCGCCUACUCAUUUGAGCUGUCUCCCGUCAAGGUGCUGUCCUCUCAGUCGCAGGGCAGUGGCCCCUACUACCCUCAACACAACACAGUGGGGCAGACUUUUCCCAGCUUCCUCCAGAACUCCUCCGCCAGGCACCACCUCUCCGGGGCUCACAUGGAGGAGGGCCAGCAGUGGUGGAGCCUCCCCCAGACUAACGCCACCCCCACCAACCACCACUUCUCCCUGGGCAGGCAGCUGGUCCUGGGCCACCAGCCCCAGAUCGCCGCCCUCCUCCAGGGCACCUCCAAAGGCCUGCUGAGCUCCACGCGCCGCUGCCGCCGCUGCAAGUGCCCCAACUGCCAGGCCAACGGCGGCGGGCUGGAGUUUGGCAAGAAGCGCCUGCACAUUUGCCACAUCCCCGAGUGCGGCAAGGUGUACAAGAAGACGUCCCACCUGAAGGCCCACCUGCGCUGGCACGCCGGGGAGAGGCCCUUCGUCUGCAACUGGCUCUUCUGCGGCAAGAGCUUCACGCGCUCGGAUGAGCUGCAGCGCCACCUGCGCACGCACACCGGGGAGAAGCGCUUCGGCUGCCAGCAGUGCGGCAAGAGGUUCAUGAGGAGCGAUCACCUGUCCAAACACGUCAAGACCCACCAGGGCAGGAAGACCAGGGCUGGACAGCCCUCCCAGCACGGCCCCUCUGACCCCCUUCUCACCAACAUCAAGAGAGAGUAAGAGGGGGCCA
Messenger RNA from Hypomesus transpacificus, 1414 nucleotides. It is a transcript of the gene sp5l, whose product is annotated as Sp5 transcription factor-like. NCBI's taxonomy places the organism in Eukaryota, Metazoa, Chordata, Actinopteri, Osmeriformes, Osmeridae. The record is from RefSeq and is a predicted model, not a curated record. The transcript has 2 exons. Gene Ontology annotation, biological process: regulation of transcription by RNA polymerase II. Bases 301 to 1404 code for a protein of 367 amino acids. Gene Ontology annotation, molecular function: RNA polymerase II cis-regulatory region sequence-specific DNA binding; DNA-binding transcription factor activity, RNA polymerase II-specific.